Messenger RNA from Pristis pectinata (smalltooth sawfish), 3265 nucleotides. Its product is annotated as zinc finger protein 239-like. The transcript has 2 exons. The record is from RefSeq and is a predicted model, not a curated record. The coding region runs from base 41 to 910 and encodes 289 amino acids. Lineage: Eukaryota; Metazoa; Chordata; Chondrichthyes; Rhinopristiformes; Pristidae.
UCGGUCUGCAACACGGGCGCUUGCAGCAGGGUUUCAAGUUAUGGAGGAUUCACAGACAGAAAGCUUAAGUGACCCGCCGGAGUCACGUGAUCCAUCAGAAUCUGGACGUCAUCGGCCUUUGAAUGCGGAAGCAAAAUGCUCCAUUCGCAGCGGGGAGAAACAGUUCGCGGGUUCUGAGUGUGGACGAGGCUUCAGCAGAGCAUCCAGACCGUCAAGGCAAAGGCACAGUCGCUCCGGGGACAAACCAUGGAAAUGUGGAGACUGUGGGAAGGGAUUCAAUUACCCAUCCCAUCUGGAAAUUCAUCGCCGCAGUCACACUGAGGAGAGGCCGUUCACCUGCUCUGUGUGUGGGACAGGAUUCACUCAGUCAUCCAGUCUGAUGAUACACCGGCAAAUUCACACCGGGGAGAAACGGUUCGCCUGCUCUGAGUGCGGGAAGGGAUUCACUCGGUCUGACAGACUAAUGACACACCAGCGAGUUCACACUGGAGAGAAGCCGUACACCUGCUCCCAGUGUGGGAAAGCAUUCACUCAAUCAUCCAGUCUUAUGACACACCAGCGAGGUCACACCGGAGAGAAGCCAUUUGCCUGCUUUGAGUGUGGGAAGGGAUUCACCCGGUCUGACAAAUUAAUGACGCACCAGCGAGUUCACACUGGGGAGAGACCGUUUGCCUGCUCUGAGUGUGGGAAGGGAUUCAGUCGGUCUGACAGUUUGAUGACGCACCAGCUCGUGCACACCGGUGUCAGGCCGUUUGCCUGCUCUGAAUGUGGGAAGGGAUUCACUCGAUUUGACAAUCUGAUGACACACCAGCGCAUUCAUACUGGAGAGAAGCCGUACAUAUGCUCUGAGUGUGGGAAAGGAUUCAGUCAUCCAUCCAGUCUAAGGAAGCACCAGCGAAUACACAAGUGACUGCAGAAACUGGAUUCUGCUGUUAGUGCUUUUGAUCAUGUUCUCUGCCCCCAGCUUGGGUUCACUGACAGUUCUUAUAGGUAGGCUGAAGGUUAAUAAUCAUGACAAAUGCCAAAUAAAUGGUCUUGAUCACUAACACUUAAUGUGCUGUCAAUUUAGUGACUGGGGUUGUACUCCUAAAGAGCUUAAGAUUGAAGAUUUUCUAAUGUUGGAUGAGGAGGGAGUAGCUUUUCUGCUGGUGGGGUAAUCCAGGAUAAGGGAACCUGGAUUUUCAUGCACGGUGGUGAAACAUUCCUGCAAUGGUCAAAGUCUGAAACUCUUUACCACAAGUGGGAAUUGAUAUUGGGUGAAUUUUAAACACACGAUUCAGGAAAUGAAAAUGAAAACGCAAGGAAACCUGAAAUAGAAUCAAAAAUUGUUGGAAUCAGUCAGAUGCAUCUACAGGGUAAACAUUUCAGGGCAAGCAUCCUUCAUCAGAACUGAGAGAGAGAAAAAAGUCAGCGUUAAGGUGCAGGGAAGAUGGGGAAGGGAUAGAUAGGAUGAAGGGAAUAUCACAAAAUAGAAAGGUGAAGUUUUUUUUUAAAAACAGUGAGUGAUUAGAAUAUGUUGAUAUUAUGAGGGGCCUGGGUGCCUUUGAACACAAGUCACUGAACCCAAUGUGCAGGUGUAGCAAGAGAUUCAGAAGGCAAAUGAUAUGCUGGUUCUAUGAAGACACCAAUUGAGGAAAAGUAGAGAGAUGUCUUGCUGCAAUUAUAGAAGGCCUUAGAGUGUACCUGGAAUGGUCGUCCCAUCCAAAAGGGGAUGUAUUUACCACAGUGGGAAUGCAGAUAAGUUUCAUGAGAUUGGUUCCAGGGAUGAUAGAUUUGCUGCAGGAAGGGAGGUCUAUAUUCUCUGAAAAAUGAGAAGAGAUUCACUUGAAAAGUUACUACAUUCUUACAAGGCUCACUCUACAGACUGGUUAUAGGGAAGAUGUUUCCCCUGGCUGAGGACUAUUAGCACCAGGGGUCACCGCCUCAGCAAAUGGAUUAGGUCAUUUAGUACUGAGAUGAAGAGAGCAUGGUGAACUUCUGCAAUUCUCCAUCUGUGAAGUCGAGUCUUUGUGGUUCUUCAAAGCAGAGAUUGAUAGAUUCCUGGAUCUUAAGGGCAUCAAAGAAUAUGGGGAUGGUGCAAGAAAAUGGCACAAGGUAGAUGUUCAGCCAUAAUCCUGUGAAAGGCAGAACAGUCUCGAAGGGCCAAAUGGCCUUCUACAGUUCCUGCUUCUUAUGUUCUUGUAUUGUUAUGAGGCGGUGCAGAGCUGGGUGAUGUUACAGAAGUGGGAAUCAUUAAUCUGGGUGUUUAAGUGGACAUUGAGUCUUCCGCCAUUCAAUCAUGGCUGAUUUUUGUUUUCCUCUCUCAACCCCAUUCUCCUGCCAUCUCCCUGUGACCCUUAGCCCCCUUACCAGUCAAGAACUAUACUAACUUGAUUGUGUAAAUGGAACCAGCCAACUUGCUUUGCUAUUCUGCCUAUUCUUCAGAAAUGUCCAAUACCACAGAAUCUUUCGUUCUCAGCAAUGGCCACCUCGCAAUCCAACCCAUUUAUUUCAAUUUAUGCCAUAAAAUAAAUUCUCUUUGGUAAUGCGGUAUGCAUUCAUUGAUUUUUUAAAAAAAAACCUUUGACCAGUUUUUCCCAUUUACACAGUCAACCUUGGGUUUCUUCCUCCUGUGACACUCUGGGUUUAAAUGUAACACCUUGAAAGAUGAACUUAAAAUGUAGACAUUAAAGGUUUCAGUGGCUGUGUUACUUACCCCAGCGAUCAUCAGUGCAAUGGUCCCAUCCUAUUCACGUUACAGGCCUGAGAGGACAGGCUUGAAAGUUAACAUGUGGUUUCCCGCAUGUGCGUGAUGUGGGGCCAUAACGUAAACACCCAGACCUCUGUAAUAGAUAGAAGGGGAACUCUGGAAAGCAGCUUUCAGCAACAUGGAGUCCAGUUUAGGCCCAGGAACAGCCCCCAAGGUGAGGCAGAAUUGGUAAGGCUCCAGAAACUCUAUAGACUGCCAUACUGGGUGGUUUGUAAAUGAUACAAAAUUAGGUGGAAGGGUAUGUUGUGAUGAGGACAGUGUGAUUUUGCAAUGGGAUACAGAUAGAGAUUUCUUUUCUCUCUCCAAUGAAGAGUGCCUGAUCAGUAGGGCUCUUCCAGCAUUCCCAUUUGUAUUGUCGUGGCUGUCACGUGACAACACUGCCCCUACCUGGUUGGAAGACACACCACUGCCAAUCAAGGUUUGGCUCCACCCCUGCCCAUCAGUGCACACUUGACCACUGGUCCCUUUAAAUGCCUCUGAACCUGGCCCCGGGCCAUUGGCCUGUUUGAACUACCU